This is a messenger RNA of Neltuma alba, 3578 nucleotides long. RefSeq names its product alpha-mannosidase At3g26720. The record is from RefSeq and is a predicted model, not a curated record. Gene Ontology annotation, molecular function: alpha-mannosidase activity; carbohydrate binding. Lineage: Eukaryota; Viridiplantae; Streptophyta; Magnoliopsida; Fabales; Fabaceae. The transcript is spliced from 29 exons. Gene Ontology annotation, biological process: mannose metabolic process. The coding region runs from base 281 to 3337 and encodes 1018 amino acids.
GCUGAUGGUUAAAAAAAAUCGUUAGUUUAUUGCUAUUAAUCACUAUCAACGGUCAAUGAUAUCACCUUCAGAGCUGCAAGAUCGAACAACUCUUACGGCUUUAUUUCUUUCCUUGACUUCGAAUCCAAAGUUCCGGAAUUUUGACUGUUGAGAGCGUGAAAGAUCGCUGAUCUUAUAAAUAUCAAAGCUUGAAUAUUUGGCUGGCAGCUUGGCUCAGUAAUGUUGUAAUUUCUAGCUCAGUGUUUUGCCGGGGACAUUCUGAGUUCCAUUGCCAGCAGCCAUGGCGAUCGCAACGGUGUUAUUUGUAGUUCUAGCGGUGGGAUUUUUGGGUGCGGAGUCAGAGUAUAUAGAGUACAAUACCACACAAAGGAUCGUCCCUGACAAAAUCAAUGUCCACUUGGUGCCUCACUCUCACGAUGAUGUCGGCUGGCUCAAAACUGUUGAUCAAUACUAUGUUGGAGCCAACAAUUCCAUUCGGGGUGCAUGUGUGCAGAAUGUAUUGGAUUCCGUUAUAUCUGCGCUACUGGAUGAUGAGAAUCGCAAGUUCAUCUACGUUGAGAUGGCAUUUUUCCAGAGAUGGUGGAGACAGCAAAGCAAAGCGAUGAAAAUUAAGGUGAAGGAGCUUGUCAACUCGGGUCAGCUGGAAUUCAUAAAUGGGGGCAUGUGUAUGCAUGAUGAGGCCACCCCGCAUUAUAUUGAUCUAAUUGAUCAGACAACUCUGGGGCAUCAAUUCAUCAAAGAGGAAUUUGGUAAGAUUCCAAGAGUUGGCUGGCAGAUUGAUCCUUUUGGCCAUUCUGCAGUUCAGGCUUAUAUGCUUGGUGCCGAGCUAGGAUUUGAUUCGCUUUUUUUCGCAAGAAUUGAUUACCAAGAUAGAGCCAAACGAUUGAAGGAGAAGACUCUUGAGGUUGUUUGGCAGGGUUCCAAAUCUCUUAGAUCCUCUUCACAAAUAUUUACUGGGAUAUUUCCCAGGCACUAUGAUCCUCCUGAUGGUUUCACUUUUGAGAUAAAUGAUGUUUCCUCUCCUAUUCAGGAUGACGUUCUCCUGUUUGAUUAUAAUGUUCAAGAACGAGUCAAUGACUUUGUAUCUGCAGCUUUAGCUCAGGCUAAUGUUACUAGGACAAAUCACAUUAUGUGGACAAUGGGGACUGACUUCCGUUAUCAAUAUGCGAAUUCAUGGUUCAGACAGAUGGACAAGUUUAUCCAUUAUGUAAAUCUGGAUGGACGUGUUAAUGCAUUAUAUUCAACACCAUCUAUCUAUACUGAUGCAAAAUAUGCAGCAAAUGAGGAAUGGCCACUCAAAUUUGAUGAUUUCUUCCCGUAUGCUGAUCAUCCAAAUGCAUAUUGGACUGGCUACUUUACAAGUAGGCCAGCUUUGAAGGGUUAUGUCAGAGUGAUGAGUGGUUACUAUCAGGCGGCAAGACAACUCGAAUUCUUUAAAGGAAGGAGCAAAUCAGGGCCAAAUACUGAUGCCUUAGCAGAUGCUUUGGCAAUUGCUCAGCAUCAUGACGCAGUUAGUGGUACAGAAAGACAGCAUGUUGCUGCUGAUUAUGCAAAGCGAAUCUCAAUGGGCUAUUUGGAGGCAGAGAAGUUGGUUUCAUCUGCUCUUAGUUUUUUGAUAAACCAAGGACAAAGUUUGCAUGGAGGGAAUCCGGUGACUGACUUGCAGCAGUGUCCUCUUCUGAAUAUAAGUUACUGUCCUUCCUCAGAAGUUAAUUUGUCUGACAGGAAACACUUGGUGGUUGUUGUGUAUAAUCCUCUUGCAUGGAAGAGGGAGGAAGUAAUUCAAAUCCCUGUUUCCAUAGAAGAAGUUUUUGUCCAGGACUCUGCUGGGAAAGAAGUUGAGUCUCAGCUUCUGCCUUUAUCAAAUGCCACUAUACGGAUCAGAAAACAUUAUGUCAAAGCACAUAUAGGAAAAGCUCCUUCUUCAGAGCCCAAGUAUUUGCUUGCAUUUUCAGUGUCUGUGCCACCCCUUGGUUUCAGCAUCUACAGAGUCUCGAAGCCUAAACAGACAAGACAAAGCUUGACAAUCUCCAAGGCAUUUGGGUUUACAAAUAAUAGCAUAGAAGUUGGACAGGGGAACCUGAGGCUACUUUAUUCUGCAGAUGAAGGGAGACUUACUCAUUACACUAACAGCAGAAAUAUGGUUAGAGCAUCAGUUGAACAAUCAUACAGUUAUUAUUCUGGAAAUGAUGGAACAGAUAAAGAUCCUCAGGCUUCUGGGGCGUAUGUCUUCCGUCCAAAUGGUUCGGUGCCCAUAAGGCCUGAUCCCCAGAUUCCUAUAACUAUCCUACGUGGUCCUGUAUUGGAUGAAAUACAUCAACAGCUCAACCCAUGGAUAUCUCAGACUACAAGGAUAUUCAAGGAAAAGGAGCAUGCUGAAGUUGAGUUCACCGUUGGGCCUAUACCUGUGGAUGAUGGCAUUGGGAAAGAAAUCAUUACUCAAAUUACAACUAAAAUGAAGACCAACAAGACAUUCUAUACUGAUUCCAAUGGACGUGAUUUCAUUAAAAGGAUUCGAGAUUUUAGGACAGACUGGGAUCUACAAGUAAAUCAACCAAUUGCUGGAAAUUAUUACCCUGUUAAUUUAGGAAUAUAUAUGCAAGAUAGUGGCAUGGAACUCUCAGUGUUGGUGGACCGUUCGGUAGGAGGAUCAAGCUUGGUGGAUGGUCAAGUAGAGCUGAUGCUCCAUAGGAGGUUACUUCAUGAUGAUUCAAGAGGUGUUGGUGAGGUACUCAAUGAAACAAUUUGCACUGCUGAUCAGUGUGAAGGAUUAACUAUCCGAGGAAAGUUGUAUCUUAGAAUUGACCGCAUUGGUGAAGGUGCCAAAUGGCGUCGAACUGUAGGCCAGGAAAUAUAUUCACCACUGCUGUUGGCCUUUACAGAACAGGAUGAGGACAAAUGGUUGCACUUCCCCUUGUCAACAUUUUCUGGCACGGAGUCCUCAUACAAUUUACCAAACAACACUGCCCUUUUAACCCUCCAGGAACUUAACAAUGGAAAAGUGCUCAUUAGAUUGGCUCAUCUUUAUGAGAUUGGAGAGGACAAAGAUUAUUCAGUAAUGGCAAGCGUAGACUUAAAAAUGCUGUUCCCUAACAAGAAGAUAAUUAAAGUGACGGAGAUGAGUUUGUCUGCUAAUCAAGAAAGAGCUGAAAUGGAAAAGAAGAGGUUAAAAUGGAAGGUUCAAGGCUCUUCUGAAGAACAUAAGGUGGAAAGAGGAGGCCCUGUUGAUCCUGCCAAGUUGGUGGUUGAACUCGCUCCCAUGGAGAUUCGGACAUUUCUUCUUGACCUUGAUCCCCUUCUAGCUGUUGCUGGACGAGGAGAUCAUGGAGUGAUGUGAUAGAACAACUCACGUUGCCAGCUGAUGUUCCAGUAAUAAGUUUGUAAAUAGAAGAACAGUUUUUUAGCUUGUGAGUUGCAGUAACUAAGAGAUCCAGAAAAUGACCGUUCUUCAUUUGCUUAGUCAAACUAUGAGAGAUAUCUGUCUAGCCCUGACAAGUAUUGUUUUCUGGCCUGGCCAGCUUUUGUAAAAUCAUGCAUCACUCCGCAAUAUCAACUUUCUUUCUCUCCGCUUAUCCUUA